Messenger RNA from Trichosporon asahii var. asahii CBS 2479, 396 nucleotides. RefSeq lists its product as uncharacterized. Bases 1 to 396 code for a protein of 131 amino acids. The record is from RefSeq and is a predicted model, not a curated record. The transcript has a single exon. NCBI's taxonomy places the organism in Eukaryota, Fungi, Basidiomycota, Tremellomycetes, Trichosporonales, Trichosporonaceae.
AUGUCCGAUCAAGACUACAACAAGUGGUCGAGCCUUGACGAUGACAAGAAGAGCGAGAUCCUGUACAGCUUCGAUGAGGAUGGCCAAAUCAUUCUCGGAAAAGUGCAGGACUCGAUCGAUGUGUGCUCCAAGGCAGGAGGUGGUGCGAUCGUCAACACCUCCACCAAUGCGAUCGCCGACCUUCCCAUCUAUCUAUGUGCCCUGCUCCCCGGAAGCAGUCUGGACAACCUCACGAAGACAUUGACCGAAGAGAUGAAUACUAAGCCCGGCGCGUACCGUAUGCUCGACACGCGGGGCAGCUCCGCGGCGCUCACUGCCGCUCUCCCUCCCUCUCAAAUGGGAGCAUGGUGGUGGCUCCCACUCUUGGGCUCUGUAGCACUGGCCGCCAUCUGCUGA